CAUAUAGACAACCUAACAACAGAACCAAGAAGGAGCUGUUAUCGUUCAGAGCGCUACGGAAAGGUGGGACCGACUACUGAAGAAAAUAACUCCUGUCCACCGCUGGAAACUGAAAGUAACUAAAUAGCUCGCCCAUAGGAAGGAUUUAUCCCACUCGGACUGGAAAGUGAAUACAUUGUUGUGUUGAUGACGUACUGAACGAGUGUCAUUAGCAACAGACGGUUCAGUUGUAUGCUGUUGGUUCCGGCCAGUGAGGUCCCGACCCCUUCGCCAAAAUCCGGCUGUUAGAUGUGACCACGAGGCUGAUCAGGAGAAGCCACCAUGUCUUAAACGGAGACGGGCCCUCGGGAGCCCUGUCCCCCCACCCGGGCUCCCCCUCGCCCAUCCACCACCUGCCCCUCACCCCCGGCCCGGCCCCGCUCCCGGACCUCCCGCCCCAUGUCAGGGACCGGCUCCCUGGCUCGGGCUCCCCCCUGGUCCCCAGCUCCCCGCCCUACGGGGCCAUGAGCCAGCAGAAGCACCGGCACCUGGGCGCAGGGGUGAUGGGCUCGGACCGGGACAUCCAGUCCACCGCCUCCUCGGUCUCCCUUCCCUCGGUGAAGAAAGCCCCCAAGAAGAAGCGGCGCCUCUCCUUGGCCUCGCUGUUCCGGAGGCGAGGCCGGGAGUCCAAGGCCACGCGGCACCGGUCCCGGGAGAUCCAGCUUCACGGCCACGGGGGGCUCAGCGGCGUGGACGGCAUCGCAAGCAUCGAGAGCAUCCACUCUGAGAUGUGUAGCGACAAGAGCUCGGCCUUGUCCGCCGCCCCCGCCAUCGCCUCCACCUCGGCUGCCUCCGGGCCCGGCUCCGCCUCCUCCUCCACCUCCAACGCCGCGGGCGGGUCCGGGGCGACGGAGCUGCUGGAAUGCCCCCUGUGCCUUCUGCGCCACGCCCGGGACAGCUUCCCCGACAUCAUGACAUGCCACCACCGUUCCUGCGCAGACUGCCUGCGCCAGUACCUGCGCAUCGAGAUCUCCGAGUCCCGCGUCAACAUCAGCUGCCCCGAGUGCUCGGAGCGCUUCAACCCCCACGACAUCCGCAUCAUCCUGGGUGACCGCGCCCUCAUGGAGAAGUACGAGGAGUUCAUGCUGAGGAGGUGGCUGGUGGCCGACCCGGACUGUCGCUGGUGUCCUGCACCGGACUGCGGGUACGCGGUAAUCGCAUUCGGCUGCGCCAGCUGCCCCAAGAUCACGUGCGGCCGCGAGGGCUGCGGCACGGAGUUCUGCUACCACUGCAAGCAGCUGUGGCACCCCAACCAGACCUGCGACGCGGCGCGCCAGCAGCGGGCCCAGAGCCUGCGGCUCAGGACAGUGCGGUCGUCCUCGCUCAGCUACAGCCAGGAGAGCGGCGCUGUAGCUGACGACAUCAAGCCGUGCCCGCGCUGCGCCGCCUACAUAAUCAAGAUGAACGACGGCAGCUGUAAUCACAUGACCUGCGCCGUCUGCGGCUGUGAGUUCUGCUGGCUGUGCAUGAAGGAGAUCUCUGACCUGCACUACCUGAGUCCGUCAGGCUGUACGUUCUGGGGCAAGAAGCCGUGGAGCAGGAAGAAGAAGAUCCUCUGGCAGCUGGGCACGCUGGUGGGGGCCCCGGUGGGCAUCGCCCUCAUCGCCGGCAUCGCCAUCCCAGCCAUGAUCAUCGGCAUCCCUGUGUACGUGGGGAGGAAGAUCCAUAACCGCUACGAAGGCAAAGACAUCUCCAACCACAAGAGGAACCUGGUGAUAGCGGGUGGCGUGACCCUGUCCGUCAUCGUGUCUCCGGUGGUGGCAGCCGUCACUGUUGGCAUCGGCGUGCCCAUCAUGCUGGCCUACGUCUACGGCGUGGUGCCUAUCUCUCUGUGCCGCAGCGGGGGUUGCGGCGUCUCUGCCGGCAACGGCAAGGGCGUCCGCAUCGAGUUUGAUGACGAGAACGAGAUGAACGCCGGGAGCGGUGCAGUCGCGACCGACACAACGUCGGUGGCCGACACCCGUAACAACCCCAGUAUCGGCGAGGGCAGCGUGGGGGGUCUCACGGGGAGCCUGAGCGCCAGCGGCAGCCACAUGGACCGCCUGGGCGCCAUCCGGGACAACCUGAGCGAGACGGCGUCCACCAUGGCCCUGGCCGGCGCCAGCAUCACCGGCAGCCUGUCUGGCAGCGCCAUGGUCAGCUACCUGAACAGGCUGGAGGUGCAGGCGGAUGUGCAGAAGGAGCGCUGCAGCCUGAGCGGCGAGUCGGGCACGGUCAGCCUGGGGACAAUCAGCGACAACGCUAGCACCAAAGCAAUGGCUGGAUCCAUUCUCAACGCCUACAUGCCCCUGGACAGAGACUGCAACAGCAUGGAGGUGCAGGUGGACAUCGAGUCCAAGCCCGGGAAGCUGCGGCACCACAGCGGCAGCAGCAGCGUGGACGACGGCGGCGGCGGCAGCGGGGGCCACGGCGGCCGCUGCGGCUGGACCUGCCCGUCGGCCGCCUGCGCCGCCUCCUUCUCCUUCUCCGAGGGUAAGGGGGCCCGGGAGGCCAACGGCUCCUCCUGCUCCUCGUCCACCGGCUCGGGCGGUAAGAAGAGCAAGGGCAAGCUCCGCAAGAAGGCGGGCGGCCCCAAGAUCAGCGAGACGCGCGAGGACAUGGACUCCCACCUGCUGGAGCAGCGCAGCACCAACUCCUCGGAGCUGGACUCGCCGUCGCUGAGCGGCAGCUUGCCCUCCGUGGCCGACUCCCACUCCAGCCACUUCUCGGAGUUCAGCUGCUCGGACCUGGAGAGCAUGAAGACGUCCUGCAGCCACGGUUCGGGGGGCGGCGGCGGGGAGCACCACGCCCUGCGCUUCGCCACCGUCAGCCCGCUGCCCGAGGUGGAGAACGACCGGCUGGAGACGUACCCCGCUGCGGCGGGGUCCCCUUCUCCGCCCCUGUUCCACCACCCCCCCGCCUUCGCCACGGCCCCCUCGUCCCUGGGGCCCGGGGCAGAGCCCUCCCCACUGUGCCUCAUCGCCGAGGAGCACGUCGGCCUGGGGUGCCCCGCCCGGCCAAUUGGAGAGCGGCUGAAAGAAACCGCCAACAACCAGGAGGAGGAUGAGGAUGAGGAGCAGGAGGAGGAAGAAGAAGAAGAAGAAGAAGAAGAGGAGGAGGAGGAGGAGGGGGAGGAGGACGGCCAGCAAGCACAGCACCAAUCCCCAGCCCAACAGCAGCCUAAGAACUCCUGUAUCCAGACUGAGAUCUAAGGCCUCAAGUGCUGCAAAGACGCCACGCUUUUUGACUAAUCUUUUCUCCUCCUCCUCGAAUUAAACCCUGCAGCUUAUACAGGCGGAGCUGCUGUUCCCAGUUUCACAUUUGUUCUCCUCUCCUGGAAUAACGACGCAUCCCCUUUUGACAGAGUACAAAGUACGUUCUGUGUUCACUGACAGAGAGGUCGAGAGGUGAGUUUCAAGUAGACGGUUCAAAAGCAAAGGGGCAGGUGGUCGGUGUUGAGGGAGGCGUGGAAGGGGAUCGAAGUUGGGUUUUGUUGGUUAGUUAUUUUUACCACAGGUGACCUGUGUUGCUCCUCAGCAUCCUGAGAGCCGCUGGUGACGGUGGCCCACCUCUCAGCGUGCCGGUGACCCGUCGGCGGUGGCUGCCACGUUGUGAUCCGCGUAGGCUCACUCAAACGACCCACUGUGUCUUGAAGGGAUCCGGCCCAAAGGGGACCAGGCGGCCCGUGAUUCGCAAUUUUUGUUUCUUCUCGUAUUCGAAAGGACAGCCUUCCGCUCUAAACUGGACCAGGCUUGAUCGUAACGCCCUUAAUGCAAUUCACCAGAGAAAUGAGAAAAGACCUAUUUAAAAGUCCCCAAGAAAAAAAAAAAAAGCACAGGUAUCCUCAGACCAAUGUUAAAGAGUUACACCAUGAAAGACGAAAUCUGCAA
Messenger RNA from Gadus macrocephalus (Pacific cod), 3908 nucleotides. Its product is annotated as E3 ubiquitin-protein ligase RNF19A-like. Lineage: Eukaryota; Metazoa; Chordata; Actinopteri; Gadiformes; Gadidae. The transcript is spliced from 10 exons. The record is from RefSeq and is a predicted model, not a curated record. Gene Ontology annotation, molecular function: ubiquitin protein ligase activity; zinc ion binding; ubiquitin conjugating enzyme binding. Gene Ontology annotation, biological process: ubiquitin-dependent protein catabolic process; positive regulation of proteasomal ubiquitin-dependent protein catabolic process; protein polyubiquitination. The coding region runs from base 504 to 3230 and encodes 908 amino acids. Gene Ontology annotation, cellular component: ubiquitin ligase complex; cytoplasm.